AUGGAAAAUGCCUGUGUCUUAGGAGUCCAAGGCCAAAAACCAGAGGCUCUAUACUUUAGUCUCUGUGGCGUUGAUAAUAUCGUAUCUAUUGAUGCCUUGAGGACGGAAUAUGCUGCCCAUGGUACAACAAUUAAAAAAAGUAAUGUACCUAUCUGUCCUAAGGCCACAGAGUACAGAGCCAUAAACGAGACACUCUCGGCCCCUCGCGAUCUGGAUGCUAUAGUUGCUCAAAAUGAGGCCAUCUGCAAAUCCAACGGAGGAGUAUUCAAUACAGAGAUCGAGAAGUGA
Bacidia gigantensis is the source of this 288-nucleotide messenger RNA. RefSeq lists its product as uncharacterized. The coding region runs from base 1 to 288 and encodes 95 amino acids. The record is from RefSeq and is a predicted model, not a curated record. The transcript is spliced from 2 exons. Lineage: Eukaryota; Fungi; Ascomycota; Lecanoromycetes; Lecanorales; Ramalinaceae.